Messenger RNA from Brugia pahangi, 1785 nucleotides. Lineage: Eukaryota; Metazoa; Nematoda; Chromadorea; Rhabditida; Onchocercidae. The record is from the annotation of a GenBank genome assembly.
AUGAAUAGUGAAAUAAGAAAAAGAGAAAAAGUUACAUUAUUACCAAAAUUUCUACAACUGGACGACAACUUACAAGAAGAUACUGAAGAGAAAGAAUAUGAUAAUGAAUGGGUGGUGGAAAUAGUUGGUGGAUUGGAAGAAGCAAAAGAUAUCGCUCGAGCAGUCGGAUAUAAAUUUAUUGCACCUGUUCGUGGUUUUAAUGAUGUCUAUAUUUUUUCGAAAGAAAAUUAUAGAAAAAAACGAAAAGCAGAUGAUAAAUCAACAUUAGCACUUUGUCAUCAUAAACAGGUACUUUGGGUGGAACAACAGCGAAUUCACAAACGUUUUAAGCGUGAUUAUAUCACUCAAACUUCUCGUAAUGAUACCAAUUAUAAUAAUAAAAUUUUUUUCAAUGAUCCAUUCUGGUCUCAACAAUGGAAUUUGAAAAGCUCAAGGACUAUAAAUGGUGAACCAAUCAGUAUGCAUGUGAUAAAAGCCUGGGAACUCGGUUAUACCGGAAAAGGUGUCGUCGUGACAAUACUGGAUGAUGGUAUGCAACAUAAUCAUACAGAUAUUAUUCGUAACUAUGAUCCUCUUGCCUCAUAUGAUUUAAAUGAUAAUGAUCCUGAUCCAAUGCCAAAAUUUAACAAAAUGAAUAGGCAUGGUACUCGGUGUGCUGGUGAAAUUGUUAUGACACCAAAUAAUUCAUUUUGUGGUGUUGGCAUAGCAUAUAAUGCUAAAAUAGGCGGUAUACGAAUGUUAGAUGGUAAAAUUACAGAUCGAAUUGAAGCAGAAGCUUUAAAUUAUAAUAUUAAUUAUAUUGAUAUUUUUUCUGCUAGUUGGGGACCAAUGGAUGAUGGCAAAACAGUUGAAGGCCCUGGACGAUUAACACAAAAAGCAAUUUUAAAAGGCAUUCAACAAGGUCGAAAUGGUAAAGGUGUCAUCUAUGUUUGGGCAUCAGGUAAUGGCGGUAUGCAAGAUGAUGACUGCAGCUGUGAUGGUUACAUGGACAGUAUUUAUACGUUAUCAGUUUCAAGUGUAACUGAAGGUGGUACCUCACCGUGGUACGCUGAAAGAUGUGCUGCCACCUUGACAUCAACAUUUUCAAAUGACCACUAUGACAAGCAAAUGAUAGCAACAACUGAUAUAGAAAAUAAAUGUACUGGAACAUUUGCUGGAACAUCAGCAUCAGCUCCAAUGGCUGCAGCAAUUAUAGCUCUGGGUUUAGAUGCAAAUCCAUCAUUAACAUGGCGUGAUGUACAACAUAUUACUGUUUGGACAUCAGAUCCUAUGCCAUUGCUAAAUAUUAACAAUGGAUGGAAUAAAAAUGCUCGAGGAUUACUGGUAAAUUCACACUUUGGAUUUGGAUUAAUGGAUGCAAGCGCAUUUGUCACAGUAGCAAAAACAUGGAAAAAUGUACCAGCGCAACAUGCUUGUACCACUAUUUUUCCAACUUUUUCAAAACGUGAAAUAAAUGAUAAAAGUGUAACUGUUAUCAAAUUUCAAACUGAUGGCUGUAUGGGACAAAAAAAUGAAAUAAAUUUUUUGGAACAUAUACAAUUGGUAUUAGAUGCAUAUUAUCCAAUACGUGGACAUCUUUCCAUUUUGAUUAUUUCUCCAAAAGGUACCAAAACUCAACUUCUUUCUGUUCGUCGGCGAGAUAAAUCAUCAGCUGGCUUUCAACAUUGGCCAUUUAUGUCAGUUCAUACUUGGGGUGAGAAUCCACGUGGAAUAUGGCAAUUACAUAUUGAGGACAAGGUUAAUUGGCUUAAUUUAUCACUCACUGUAGCAUUAUUGAUCUUUUAA